Molecule: messenger RNA, 3128 nt
Organism: Fimicolochytrium jonesii
Lineage: Eukaryota; Fungi; Chytridiomycota; Chytridiomycetes; Spizellomycetales; Powellomycetaceae
Product: WD40-repeat-containing domain protein
Exons: 14
Coding region: 318-2993 (891 amino acids)
Biological process (GO): DNA-templated transcription; chromatin remodeling; regulation of DNA-templated transcription
Cellular component (GO): HIR complex; nucleus
Molecular function (GO): nucleosome binding; protein binding
Source: RefSeq, a predicted model, not a curated record
UGACGGUGAAGCGGCCCCACGCGCCUGGCAUCUCCCUCUUCUCCCAAGGCACACAAGGCCCAGAUCACCUACCUAAAUACACAGCUGGGAACUGAGCCUACAUAGGCAGAGGACCCCCACGCAUCCAAAGAACCACAACGCGCGUCGCCAUUAUCACCCCUCUGAGGCGCGGUGGACCCCAGGCCCUCCAACCACUCAUACAUACUACAUCGAACAUCACCGUUCUCCGCACACAAUCAAAAACGGGUUUCGAGACACCAGCACACACCACACCACACCACACCACCGCACGCCCCCGCGCUGUCUCAUUCAUCACAAUGCUGACAUUCAGUCCCCCCUGGAUAACCCACACCAACGAAAAGCGGCACAAGACACCCAUUUACUCGCUGGCUGUGCAUCCGCUGGGGGAGAAGCUUGCUACCGGUGGUCAAGACGCGAAAGUGAAGUUAUGGAAUGUAGCGGCGGUGUAUGAUGAGACGCUGGAGGCUGACCCGGGGACGCCGAAGCUGUUGGCUGUUUUGUCGGCUCAUAGUGGCUCGGUCCUAUGUGUACGAUGGUCGCAGGACGAUGGGCAGCUCCUGGCGUCGGGGUCGGAUGAUUGCAAGAUUGUGAUUUGGAAGCAGGAUAAUGCACCGAUAAGGGGGAAUUUGCUGAUAGAUAAGGACGCGGCGCCGUUGACCGAGUAUUGGAGGGCGGUAAAGGUGUUGACGGGGCAUGAAUCAGACGUGGCCGACCUAGCCUGGUCCCCCGAAAACAGAUACAUCGCCUCCUGCGGCUUCGAAACUACCGUCUACAUCUGGAGCGGCGCAACGUUCGAACUCCUCCGCAAACUCCAAGGCCACUCCGCGUUCGUCAAGGGCGUCGCAUGGGAUCCCGUCGGGAAAUACCUCGCCUCUCAGAGCGAUGACAAGACGACACGAAUCUGGCGGGUGGCGGAUUGGGCCGAGAUCCAUUCGCUGUCGGCGCCGUAUGAGGCCGCGGCGUCCACCACGUUUUUUAGGAGGCUGUGUUGGAGCCCGGAGGGGAAUGCGAUUGUGACGGCGAAUGGGGAGAGUGGGCAUCGGCCAACCGCGCCGAUUAUUCAUAGGGAUGGGUGGACGUCGGAUAUCAAUUUGGUGGGGCAUAACGCUCCGAUCGAGUGUUCGCAAUUCAACCCGCAACUAUUCGAACUCCAAAAAGAAGAAAACGGGACAACGGUCAACAAACACACCGCGCUCUGCGCCCUCGGAAGCCAAGAAAGCACGAUUUCCAUCUGGGCGACCGCCAGCGAACGGCCUCUCGCCGUCAGCAAAGAAUGCUUCAAACACAGCAUCCUCGACCUGUCCUGGUCACCCGACGGGUUAUGCGUCUUUGCAUGUUCAUACGACGGCACCGUGGGCGUGCUGGCCUUUGAACCCGCGGAGCUGGGAACUCGGCUGCCGGCAGCGGAGAAGGAGCGCGUGCUGAACAGUCUGGGCGUGAAACGGAAAGCGGUGGUGGAGAGCGUCACGCAGCUGGCGCUGGAGGAGCAGAUGCGGAUUGAGAAGGAGGCGAGUUCGUCGAGGCUGAAUACGUUGCUGUUGGGGUCGCAGCAAGGUGGGGCGGCGGGGACCAUACCACCGGCGACAGCGGCGGUGGUGGCUCCGGUGGCUGCGACCCCGAUGAAGAAGUUUCCGGCGCCGUCACCUGUGCCUGCCACCCCGAGCGCGGUACCGUUGAUGCAGAAGGUUACGCAGACGCCAGAUGGGCGGAAGAGGAUCCGACCGACGUUCUUGAGCAGCGGCAUCGACGCAGCACCCCUCACCGGAAGCCAACGCCUCAACGACUUUGUAUCCAUGCAAAUCGACCGGCCACUACCCCCCGACACGAACGGCGACAGCGGUGGUCACGACGUCAUCAACGGCGACGGCAUCCCCACCACCGCCGGCAAAAGGCGCAAAGUCGACGAGCUUAACGGGCCAGCCAUUGGCGCUGUGCAUUACCUCCUCCCGACGGUUGUCGAGGCCAGGCGGCCGGUGAAUCUAGCCAUACCCAAUGUGCGCACGAAAGUGAUCACAAUGAUACCUACGGGUGAGAAGGAGGAGCCGGCGAAUGUGGAGUGUGAUAAUACUAGGCAACCGGUGAAGGUGACCUGCACGAAAGGCUCCGAGAUACUCUGGGUGGAUACGCUUCCCUCCCACGUGAUACUGGUCACGGGCACCGCGAGUUUUACGGCGAUUGCGUGUGUCGAUGGGAGUCUGUAUGCUUUCUCGCCUGCUGGGAGGAGGUUACUGCCGUGUUUAGCCCUCGAAUCUCCAGCGUCUUUCCUCGCUUCUCAAGGCGAUUAUCUCAUGUGCCUGACCUCGGGGGGAAGUCUAAGCGUAUGGAACAUAACAAAACAAACAACAAUAGUGCAAGACUCCUCCAUAAUCCACCUCCUCCAAACCGGGCCCAUCCGCGACACAUCAAGUCCAGCCUCCCCCUCGCCCUCCCCCGACGUCACCAUCCGCAACGCCUACCUCCGCCGCGAAGGCAUCCCGGUGCUGAUCACGAGCAACGAGGACAGGUACUCAUUCCAUCAUGGGAUGAAGGUGUGGAUGAAGAUUGCGGAUAGGGCGAAUAGCCAGGGCGUGACGUUAAGUGGGGGAGAACAGGGGGUGCCGGGGGCGACUACGUUGGCGAUUUUGGAGAAUCAACUAGCAAGCUACACAGCCCUCCGCUCCGCCAACGACUAUAUCAGAACCAUCCGGCGAUACGCGACCAAACUCGCCGACGAAGGCGCCGUAUCGAAAGCGAUCGAGUUGUGUGAUGAGCUACUUGGGCCGCGGUCGAGUAGGGCGACGAUCACGAAACCACUCGCUGGGACCAUCGAUGAGUGGGACCCGCUUAUUUUGGGUAUCCCAAAACGCACGCUGCUGGAACAGGUGCUUGUGCCAUUAAGUAAAAACAGGGACCUGCAACGCCACGUGCAGGUCUACUACGACACGCUGGAGUCGAUACGGGAUACCGAGCAUUUGUCGCAUCUGCGGUUGUGAAUGGAGUGCCCGUUGGGGGAACAGGACUCGGUGUGGACGUAUGCCAGUCAAGCACACAUUGCGUAGAACGACACGAAUGCGGCAUGUUGCAGAAUCAAAGGCGUAUAUACAGUUUGCAUUGCAUAGGAGGAGCGG